This is a messenger RNA of Syngnathoides biaculeatus (alligator pipefish), 1241 nucleotides long. RefSeq names its product alpha-2-HS-glycoprotein-like. Bases 96 to 1241 code for a protein of 381 amino acids. Gene Ontology annotation, biological process: negative regulation of endopeptidase activity. Gene Ontology annotation, cellular component: extracellular region. Gene Ontology annotation, molecular function: cysteine-type endopeptidase inhibitor activity. Lineage: Eukaryota; Metazoa; Chordata; Actinopteri; Syngnathiformes; Syngnathidae. The transcript has 9 exons. The record is from RefSeq and is a predicted model, not a curated record.
AGCUGACAGGUGGCAGGUGCGCGUCGUCCGACGUCCGACGUCCGAGCUCCUCUUAAGCGCGCCCUCGGCCGGCUUUGCGGUUCUCGGCGGUGACGAUGGCGACGGCGGCUCACCUCUUUGCGCUUUUGCUGGCGGCCUCCGCGGACCUCCUGGCGACGCCGCCGCCUUUGCCGACGGUCACGUGCGGCGCGGAGGGCGCGGCGGGGGCGGCGGCCCUCGCCGUCCGACACGUCAACGAGCAUCACAAGCACGGCUUCAAGUUCGGCCUGUGGAAAGUCCUCAGCAGCAAUUUCCAACAGGUUCCGGGGGGUUGCCACAUCGGCGUGCACGUGAAACUGGUGCAGACCAAAUGUCACUUCACCGACCCAAAACCGCUGGAGCGAUGCCAGCCCUUCGGACGCGCCGAACGGGGCGCAGUGGCAGCCUGCGUCGCUUACGUUUGGGUCGCUUGGGGCUCGGCCACCGUCGCCGGAUACGACUGCGCCACCAGACCAGAACCGCGCGACGAGGAGCUGACCCGGACUUGCCCCGACUGCCCCACCCUGCUGGCCCUGGACGACCCGACGGCGGUGCAGGCGGCGCAGCAGGCGGCCCUCAAGUUCAACCGCGAGGGCGCCCACCACAAGUACUUCGCCCUGAUGGAAGUGGCCCACGCGACUUCUGCGUACGUCAGAGGUACAGGCCCGCAGACCUGGAUCCGGUUGGCCCUGGUGGAGACCAACUGCCCCCGAGAGGCCAGGAACCCGCUGGCGGUCUGCAGACCCCUCUGCCUGCAACGAGCUGUAAGCCGCUGCAAAGUAAGGACCCCCCCCCUUUUUUUUUUUUUUGCGUUUCAGUACGUCAGAGGUACAGGCCCGCAGACCUGGAUCCGGUUGGCCCUGGUGGAGACCAACUGCCCCCGAGAGGCCAGGAACCCGCUGGCGGUCUGCAGACCCCUCUGCCUGCAACGAGCUCGUCACGCCUAUUGCAAAGUCACGUAUUACAACAUGCAGAAAGAAGUGCAAGACAUGGAAUGCGAAAUCUAUCCACCCAAGAAUUCUGCACCCCCUCCGGCCGGCGUGGAGGAGCCCGCGUGCGGCCCGCUUUUCCACGAAAGUCCCGAAGCGAAAGCCUGCGAGGCCCGGCUGGCCGUCCGCGAACGGGCCGUCCACCACAUUUGUCCCUUCCCGCUUGUCGUAGUCCUGCAGCGGGAACGCUACCCGCAGGAGCGGGAGCCUUGGUGUUCAGAAGACUGCGAGUAA